CAAUCGCGAGCAAAACUUAUAUGGACCCGAAAUCACAACCCAUCAAACCCCCAUCCAACUCUGACAAUACAAAGUCGAAGAAAAGCGGUGGAGCCGUGCAGAUUUUCAAGGUUGCGUUCUUCAUGCUCCGUCGUCGUCGGUCCAAGAAAUCGAAAGCGUCUGUCGACAUGGGCUCUGAUAAGGGCUUGUGGCGGCGGUUGUUAGGCUCCAUGCGCCCUCUCCACAUCCAAGGCAAUGCAUCACCUCCCACUACGGCUCAGGUCGACAUGCCGUUGGCUCCAUCGGAAUCGAAGGAAGUUUUCGAGGAAGCACUUAUGCCAUUGCCAUCACCUUCACCUUCACCUUCACCGUCGUCAUCGUCAUUUUCUCAUACUUCGAGGUCGUCUUCUUUUGGCACAAGCCAGUAUGCUUCCGCCCCCAACCUUCAAGAACUUGACGACAAUACCGAAGGCGAUGAUGACGAAAAUGCCAUCGAAAAUGACAAUGGAGGCGAUGAGAUGAUCGAUGCAAAGGCAGAAGAGUUCAUCGCGCAAUUUUACGAGCAAAUGAGGCGUCAACGGCACAACUAUUGAGCUGGAAAUGAAGAAGAAAUGUUGUAUUGAUCAAAUAUCUCUG
Benincasa hispida (wax gourd) is the source of this 615-nucleotide messenger RNA. RefSeq lists its product as uncharacterized. Lineage: Eukaryota; Viridiplantae; Streptophyta; Magnoliopsida; Cucurbitales; Cucurbitaceae. The record is from RefSeq and is a predicted model, not a curated record.